Messenger RNA from Besnoitia besnoiti, 276 nucleotides. RefSeq lists its product as uncharacterized. The transcript has a single exon. The coding region runs from base 1 to 276 and encodes 91 amino acids. NCBI's taxonomy places the organism in Eukaryota, Apicomplexa, Conoidasida, Eucoccidiorida, Sarcocystidae. The record is from RefSeq and is a predicted model, not a curated record.
AUGGGGUGUGCACACUCGAAGAAGCAACGCAAGCAGGGAGCCAAGGUCACCAAAGUCGCGGCCGCCUUCGAAGCUGGGAAAGCGGGAGCCGCUACCUCGCAGGCAAAGAACGCUGAGGCCGAGAGAAAGAGGCGAGAGGAGCACUUGGGCAAGUUAAGAAAGAGCAAAACACACAAGGCACACAAACAGGCUGCGGAGAAAAAAGUAGCCGAGUGCUUUAAGGACAAACCUCCUACUGGAGGUACGGCUCCUCCACAGUACCGUAGAGGCUCAUGA